UUCAAUUAGCAAUUUGUGCAAUUUAAUAUUUGUUUCAUAAAAUGCAUAAAUAAUACUUUACUAUAAUUAUUAUUACACCUUCGUUACCUUUAACCUUCAUUGCUAAAAUUUAUAAAAUGGUUUGUGAUAAAUGCGAGAAGAAACUAGGAAAGGUAAUUACACCUGAUCCUUGGAAAUCUGGAGCAAGAAAUACUGUUGAAUCCGGUGGUAGAAAAGUCGGUGAAAAUAAAGCUGUGACUGGUUCCAAAGCCAGGUUUAGUCCUUAUACAACUACCUUCCUUACGUGCAGAAUUUGCAGACAGAAAGUUCACCAAGUAGGCUCGCAUUACUGCCAAUCGUGUGCAUAUAAAAAAGGAAUUUGUGCAAUGUGUGGAAAAAAAUUAUUGGACACAAAAAAUUAUCGGCAAUCUUCAACAUAAUAGUAUAAGGUAUCUAAAAUGUAUCAUACUUUAAAAGAAUUUGAUUGCUGAUGAAAUAAUUGUAUAUUAUUUACAUCAAAUUUGUAUUUUUUGUUUUGACGAUCUUACGAUAGAAGUGAUUCUUUAUUUAUUGUAAUAACUGUAAAAUAUAAGUUUAUAUUUGUAUCAUUGUA
This is a messenger RNA of Ctenocephalides felis (cat flea), 592 nucleotides long. RefSeq names its product cysteine-rich PDZ-binding protein. Gene Ontology annotation, molecular function: microtubule binding; PDZ domain binding. Gene Ontology annotation, cellular component: dendrite. The transcript is spliced from 2 exons. The record is from RefSeq and is a predicted model, not a curated record. NCBI's taxonomy places the organism in Eukaryota, Metazoa, Arthropoda, Insecta, Siphonaptera, Pulicidae. Gene Ontology annotation, biological process: cytoplasmic microtubule organization. The coding region runs from base 117 to 419 and encodes 100 amino acids.